AGUGGAAUACACAGGUAAAUCUGCCCCAAUAAUUUAACUGGUUUGUAUAUUACCAACAAACACAUUAUUUUGUUUUACAAUAGAAGAUAUUUGUCAUAAUGUCAUAGAUUCAGUUUAACUAAAAUCAAUAUUUUUACCAGGAAUAGUAACAGUGCUUUAAUGUUUAUACUUUGGAUCUUUUUGAAAGAAAUAUAUAGAUCAUCACGCUUUCUGAUAUAGAAGACGUACUACUUAAAAUGCAAACAACAACUUACAACACUGAGCAAACCGCUGUGAUUAUAAAACCAACAGGAAAUCCAGCGCGUCAACAAAUUUUCCAUGUGAAGACAUUUAAGAUAUUGGGAGGUGUGCAGAUUGGACUCGGCUUAAUAUUAGUAAUCCUGAGUUUUGUUGAAUUGAUAGCGAUUUCAUCCCUUCUUUUCUGGACGAUACCAAUAUUGCUAUGCUCUGUAUGGUUUGUUGUGACUGGAUGCCUACCAAUGCGCAUGUCAAAGAAUACAGAAUCAAGCUUAAAAUGCCAGAAAAUAUGGUUCAUGGUGUGCAGUAUAAUUGGAGCAGCAGUUUUUUUCCCGGUUAUGUUUAAUUUAUCAUUUUUUGUAGGACUUUCUGAUCAAGAUAAUUAUCGAAACGACUGGUAUAUUGUAUCUUUUUCAAUAACCGCAUUAUCCGUUGCUGAAGCAUUAGUUGCAGUCAUUUCAGCUUCUUAUUGUUGCUGCUGUUCGCCUUGGGAAACAUCAAGUCAAGCAGAUGUUUGUUUUAAGAGUCAAACACAGCUUGGAAUGAAUCCAAAUGCAGCUGGAAAUCAUAUUCAGGAUACAAAUAUUCGCCCAUGGACUGUUUCCUAUAGCUCAGCAGUAUAACUUUGCUAUUCGUAUAUUCAGUUGCAUUUGAUAACUUUGUUUGCAACUAUGGCGUCAUUGAAAUAAGUUCAGCUGAAAUGUCAUUUUUUUAAUUAGGUCUUUCCACUUUUCUGUGAUUUUCUUUUUUGAUUAUUAUUUUUUUUUCGUCUUCCGCCACUUUUCUCUUGUGUAUAAUUUUUGUUUCGCAGGCUGUCGCUUAGAUGUUUGGUAUAUGAUAUCGCACAGUUUAUAAGCAUCUGAAAUUGACCCUGCUUAACCGAAUACUUUUCCGAACACUGUUUUUCUUGUGAGUGCAUCUUAUCAGUAACUGUCAAAGAAAUCGGCAAAUUUAUUUUACCAAAUUGCUCGUUAUAUCCUUAAGAUGUUUUGUCCAAUUUUGAAAAAAAAAAUUAAAACUAAGAUCUUAAUUGCCACAAAAUUAAAAUUUUCCAUCUUUUGACAAUAGAAUAAAACUAUAAUAUUAAGUUAUAUUGAUUAGUUUUAUGUCUCUUUAUCAAUUGAUCUCAGGUUAACUGAUAAUAGUGUUUUAUUAUGUAAUUUCUUAUGUUUAAAUGUAAACGAUAUACAUAUUAAGUCGCAAUUAAAAUGAAGUUAUUAUGCAGAUUAAGUGAUUCAUCGACAUUGACCUCUACUCAGCUAUUUUAUCCACUGCUUGUCUUUCUAAAAAUCUGGCAGUAAUGUAACAAACACUUAUGCAUUAGUGCUUUAACAACGUGUUCCUGUCCACAAUCAUUGCAAUGGAAAAGUAAAAUAUGAUUGAACUUAUACUAACAAUUACUUUAAUCUUUCCACCAGUGAUUUCCGAUCAGUUUGAUUUUUUAAGAAUCUAAAUUUCGGCACUAUUAUUGGUGUUUUAUUGGCAUUGGAAAAAGAACAUUACUACUGGAGAACAUUUUGGAAAUUGUCUCUAACCCAGUACUUCCAUGAACCUCAAAGUGACCUCCUAACAGUAUUUCAGACGUUGUGAAUUCUCCUGCAAUACUGUCCGGAAAUAAGGCAACAUUCGAUUCAUCUGUCAAAUACAAUGUUCAUGCAGAAACCUUAUAAAGCAAUGAACCUGUUCUUAAGAGAAGUUGUUAUUUUCUUUUGGAGUUCGGUAUUGUUGCUAUCUUACUUUUUUCGCAAGUACCGAUGUGCCAUUUAUUUUACAGUGCAUGUGCUUGUCAUGCAUGCGUUUUUGCAAUACGAUUUGUUUUAUCUGCCUAAUCGAAAGGAGUGAGUAUAAUAGUUCAUCGAUGAAGAUCUUUCAGCAACUUUCACAAUAAAGACCAGCAAUAAAAGUACUGUUCAUGUGAUAAA
Molecule: messenger RNA, 2159 nt
Organism: Mytilus californianus (California mussel)
Lineage: Eukaryota; Metazoa; Mollusca; Bivalvia; Mytilida; Mytilidae
Exons: 6
Coding region: 237-860 (207 amino acids)
Source: RefSeq, a predicted model, not a curated record